AAAGCAGACCCCGUGUGGACAGGGGGAGGAGAGAACGCAGAGGAGGCGCGCGAAGGCUGAACGCCCAGGCUGUCCGACCGACCCCGACUCGCAGGGGUGCGCGGGCGGUGCGGGACGCGUGCGGUCCGAGGGCAGGUCCCGGGGCUCUUGUGCCCCUGUCCGCAGCCGCCCGCGAUGACCGAGGCUACCCGGGUGUGCUCGGGCUACUACAGCCUCAACCACAGCUUCGUGGAGCCCUUCGAGUGCCCGCGGAGCGGCGAGGGGGCCGCCCUGCUCUACUGCUGCGGCUUCGCCGACCUCAAGUACUGCUGCAGCGAGCCGGGCAGCUACUUCCCCUACAAACACAGCUAUAUGUGGAGCCUCAGCAUUGGUGCCCUGGUUGGACUGGGAACUGCUGCCCUUGUUCUACUUGCCUUUGUCGUCAGCGUCUGUGUCCUUUGCUACUUAUUUCUGUCGACAAAGCCUCAAAGAUUAGACACUGGCCUUAAACUUCAGCACCUCGAGGCUUCUUCCACUCAAGAAGGGAACCCAAGCAGGAAAACCAAAGCCCCCAAUUCAAAUGCAGCAUCAAAUUCAACAAUUGAAACGUCCUAUGAAACUGAUGAUGUAAUUCAAGAUCCAAAAAUGGAUACGACACAAAUCAAAACCGUGUAUUAUUAAAAACCCCGUGUUGCAAAAGCUCACUGGAGAGAUGGAGCAAUGCAAAGAAAGAAUGCCAUUUCAAAUACAGUGUAAUUGUAGUAUUCAAAAAUUCACCAUUUACAAAGCAAGA
This is a messenger RNA of Mustela lutreola (European mink), 772 nucleotides long. RefSeq names its product shisa like 2B (gene SHISAL2B). The record is from RefSeq and is a predicted model, not a curated record. Bases 175 to 660 code for a protein of 161 amino acids. Lineage: Eukaryota; Metazoa; Chordata; Mammalia; Carnivora; Mustelidae. The transcript has 3 exons.